This is a messenger RNA of Tarenaya hassleriana, 1702 nucleotides long. RefSeq lists its product as uncharacterized. The coding region runs from base 176 to 1702 and encodes 508 amino acids. NCBI's taxonomy places the organism in Eukaryota, Viridiplantae, Streptophyta, Magnoliopsida, Brassicales, Cleomaceae. The record is from RefSeq and is a predicted model, not a curated record. Gene Ontology annotation, molecular function: nucleotidyltransferase activity. The transcript has 9 exons.
AGAUAAUAAAAAAAGAAACAAAUCGACAAAAAGAGAGACAUAGGGUUUUCUUCCUCCUCCGUGAGCACCAUAACGAGAAAGAUGGCGAUGGAGCUGGAUGGUGAUGGUGAUGAUGAUGCACAGAUGGGAAGGAGAAAGGCGAAGAAAGAAAUGGUUCUUAUAAGAACCUUGGACGAUGGCUGAGCGGAGAGCACAGGAAAUUAUCUGGACGAUCCAACCGUCAGUUGUUUCUGACAGAAGUAGGCAAGCUAUCAUUGGGUUCCUGCAGGGGCUGAUCAAAGAUCAAUUUGGGGUUGAGGCCUUUCCUUUUGGUUCAGUUCCUCUGAAAACAUAUCUACCUGAUGGUGAUAUUGACUUGACUGUUGUAAGCAAGCCGGGCAUGGAAAAGGACUUGGUGAUUAACAUAUAUAAUGCUCUCGUAAAGCAGGGGGAGAAUAACCCUCAUUUUCCAAUAAGGCAUGUCAACUAUGUCCAGGCGAAGGUUAAAGUCAUAAAAUGCGACGUCAUGAAUAUAUCGGUUGAUAUAUCUUUCAAUCAAAUGGAAGGACUCAGUGCCUUAUGUUUCUUUGAACAGGUUGAUCAACUUAUUGGGAGAAACCAUAUGUUUAAGCGUAGUAUCAUUUUGGUUAAAGCGUGGUGCUAUUAUGAAAGCCGGAUUCUUGGUGCACAUAGUGGUCUGCUUUCGACAUAUGCUAUAGCAGUGCUGGUCCUAAAUAUUAUUAAUCGUUUUCACCAAACACUGGUUGGUCCUCUAUCGGUCCUCUACAAAUUUUUGGACUAUUACGGGAAGUUCGACUGGGACAACUGUUGUGUUAGUCUAGAUGGUCAUGUUCCUAUAUCUUCUCUGCCAAACAUUUUGGUAGAACCUCUAAACAAUAACUUAUUGCUCGAUCGGGAAUUUCUUGAUUACUGCAAGAUGUUGUACUCUAUUCCCAUUCAAGCCGUUGAACCUGACAAGGACGAAUUCUUCACAAAGUUUCUGAACAUAAUCGAUCCUCUUAAAGCAAACAACAACUUAGGCAGAAGUGUGGCGAAAGGCAGUGCGAAAAGGAUAAGAUUUGCAUUUGCUGCUGGAGCUAAGAAGCUGAAAAUGGUGUUCACGGAAUCAGGUGCGGGCAUGGGGACCGGAAUCGAAGAGUUCUUUUUUAACUCGAUAGAGCGUAACGGAAAGGGCGAACGGAUGGACGCUGAGGUGCCUGUAAAUGUAUUUGGCACCGGAAAGUCGGACGCCUCUAAUCUGAGUGGAGACUUCAUGCUCCACUACCGAAGUCUCCUGUCUGGUCAGCUGUUCCACGGCUACCAAAUGCCUCACAUUGUUCAACAUGUGCCUCGGCCACCACUGGCUGCUCAUUUCCAGGAUACGAAUGCUUGGAAUAUCGCUCAGCGGCUCAUAUCCCGCAAUCUGCAAAACGUUCCCCAGGGGCCUCCAAUCAUUUUUGUCCCGGUACCGUUGUUCGCUUAUCAUGUUCCGCCUCAACAGACUCCGACCUUUGUUCCUUUCCAUAAUCUCCAGACUCUCCCUACAUCUCGCGGGACCGGCACCUACAUCCCCCAUCUGAGCCGGUUUGCUAAUAAUGGGCAUAGGCAGACGCUUCCCGUGACAAGGGAUGAUGUAAGAACGAACUCUUUGCCAAUCGUGCAAGCUGCUUCCAAGCAUCCAACUCUAGAGUUCGAGUAUCCGCCUAAAGCAUUUGAUACAUGA